This is a messenger RNA of Lineus longissimus, 14186 nucleotides long. Its product is annotated as fibrocystin-L-like. Bases 26 to 13798 code for a protein of 4590 amino acids. The record is from RefSeq and is a predicted model, not a curated record. Lineage: Eukaryota; Metazoa; Nemertea; Pilidiophora; Heteronemertea; Lineidae. The transcript has 51 exons.
ACGAUUUCAAAAGCUCGUAAAAUUGAUGAUGGCUGUCAAAGUCAUCGCCCUUGCUUUAGCCAUUUGCCUCGUUGGUGUUCAGGGUACCACUGUGUCCUACCUCACGCCCAGGAUAGGCAGUAUCAAUGGUGAAACCCGCAUAACUCUCCAUGGCGUAGGUUUCGCCAAGGACCAUUUCGAAGAAGGAAAGGGAGCUGAAGUCACGUUGGUGUCGGAUAAGUCAUCCACUCCGUGCCGCAUUCACAAAGAUGGCUGCACCGAAACAAUGAUCAUGUGUUAUACACCGAAAUUUCCCGCCGCUGAUGUUGGUUAUACCGUGAAGGUGAAGGUCGAUGGGGUCGAGGUCCCGGAUGACCAACUCUGCCCUUCGAACUCAAAGCUUUGCAUCUUCACGCCAAAUCGUUGGGUGACCCCUUCCAUCACCUCUGUUAACCCUCGCUCUGGUCCACCUGGCACCGUGGUGACGAUGUGCGGACGGAUUAUCACCAAUCGUACCCAGAGUAAUGAAGAGACGAGCACCAAUGGAGUCAUGGAAAGAAUCACCCGAGUCUACUUCGGAGGGCAGAAGUGUCAGCUCAGAGUCGACGACACGGAUGAAUUAUAUGGUGUUACCCUGAACAGUGACGGUACCAGCAAGUACGGCUGUAUGACCUGCAAGCUACAGGGGACCUUUGUUGGAAAUAUCAAUGGAAGCUUCAUCAUCGAAGGAUCCUAUGGGAGAUCGUUGGCGGACCUGAGUAUCCUUCACGUCUCCGCCCAAAACAAGAUUGCCAUGUUCCAAACAUACGCAGAGGUAGACAGCGUUAGCCCCUCAGUUGGCAGCACGGCGGGAGGGACACUCCUGACCAUCACAGGGCAGAACUUCGACGAAACCACGGCACCGGCCUCGGUCACCAUCGGCGGUGAAGACUGUGUGGUGGCAUCACUGUCUGAUACUGAGAUUACAUGCGUGACUCCAAGUCAGCAAGCGACCAAGUCCGUGUACCCUGGUAACCGAGGAGUAAGGAUGGAGUUUUGGAACGAAACAUCAGUUUCUCACGCUGACAUCGACACUAUCGCCAACAUGUCGUCCCCAGAUGGCACCUACGUCAUGGAUCAAGCAGAAUACAUCGACAACGGCAACAAUUACGUCACGAGGUGGUCUGGCUUCUUCGUUGCACCUGUGACAGGGCAGUAUUUGCUGAUGGCGAAAGGAGACGAUUCGAUCAAGUUGUACGUCAGCGGCACUGAGACCCCUGAGGACAAGACACUGGUGUCCUCCAUUGAGUCAUGGACGCUCUCUUUUGAUGACCCGACUGAGUCCCAAAGGGCAUUGAAUCUAACAGCUAAGAAAUCUUAUUAUUUCGAAGCGUACCACAGACAGGCUUCCGGUGGAGGAAGUUUCUACAUGGGCGCCAAGAUCUUCACCAGUACAUUCAACAACAAACAAACUGGGGACGCAGUUAAUGAGAUGCAAGAGGUCAAAAUUCAAUCCACCAUUGUCAACGAAGUUCAAAAUAUCAGCCUCGUCAACUGGGCGACUGGAUCAUCUGUGAACGAGGUUCAGACUGUUACUGUUGAUGGUACCAAUGGAGGGUUCCAGCUCAGAAUGGAUGGUGUUUCAACCGGUGUGCUAACCUUCCCUUCGUCCGACACGGAGGUUGCUGGUGCGCUAAACAGCCUUCCUACCAUCAGUCCACGAGAGGUGACCGUCACGGAGUCAACCACAGGAACAGCUGUGGCUUUCACUGUCACAUUCAUCUCGGGAGGCGACAGAAGACUGAUAGAGGUGGUCGUUGUCGACGGCGACCUGGCUUGCUCAGUGACCGAAGAUACCCAAGGAGUCGACUCCAUGGAGACCUUCCAGCUCGAGAUUGAUGGCGUCCCAUCUGUGCCCAUCGCACGGGAUGCCGAUGCUGCAACGAUUGAAGCUGCCAUCUACAGCAUCUUCAGUGUCAAGUGUCCCACUGAUUUGACCACUCCCAGCGACUUCAAGAUAAACGAGGACUACGAGGCGGAUGGUGUGGUGGCCCCUUCGGGAACCAUCGACAGCACCUCGGCCUUCUGCGGGAGGAGAAGUCUCAAGAACCCCACGACCAUCUUCACAGCGGAGGAGGGAAAGGAAGUCAGGGCUUCGCGUUAUAAACAAUUUUGCCUCGCCUACAAGGGACUGCUCUCCGACUCAGUGAGGGUAACGUAUCAGUUCGUCAAUAAUGAUCUCCAGAUUGAAGAAGGCAGUCAGAAUGUGGCCAUUACCUUCGAAUCGGAAGAAACCACAUGGAAAUACAAGUGCACUGAUCUCAGCAAUGAACUUCCAGUUUCCACCCUGGCGCAGCUCUCGAUCAAGCAACUUUCCAUCUCCAGCAGCGAUCCAAAUGUCGACCUGAACGUGGAUAACGUCCUGCUGGCGGAGAAUGCACCCAUAUCUGACCUUGACAUACCAGCCUUGGACACGAUGCGCCUCGCCCUCUCCGAGAGCCUGGGUGUCUCGAGUGUCACCGUCACCAGGCCAGACACCGGAGUGGACAACUUCGCUAUUGAGUUGGUAGCUGCCGAGUGCAGUCAUAACUUCCCGCUCCUGCAGCCGUACUACUCACAGGAAUCGAAUGGUGUCUUCCGUCAGUCCUCCUGGGCGAGCGGCAUUGGAAUUGUCCCCGUCCGAACGGGCAGCGCGUCUCCGCCAGUGACGGGCUCCAUCGCCAUAUCCUACAAGGGCCAUUCUAUCAAGGGCAUCUCUGCCCAGUCCAGCGAGUCGGAGUUCAAAGACAUCCUCGAGGCGUCUGGGCUUGUUGGAGCUGUUGACGUGACUCGAGCUGGGACAUGCGCUGGUUAUGAAUGGUCGGUUAACUUCGUGACUUCUACCGGGGAUCAACCACCAAUGGAGAUUGACCAAGCCUUCACCUCCCUCUCUGGCAUCAGCCCUUCGGCCAAUGUGACGACUCUGAGUGAUGGCUGUCUCCUCCUGGACCCCAUCCCCGGAGACAUGCUGCGCACACCCCACACAACACCUCAAGUCUCCGUGCUCAUCAACAACAUCCCGACAUCAUGUGACGCCUGUGACUAUGAAUGGUCAGCGAGUGCUGCGCCAGCUGUCACGUCCGUCUCCCCGUCAUCUGGUACUGAGAACGAUGUGCUCACCAUCCAAGGGACCGGAUUCGACGCAACUCCUUCAAACAACGAGGUCCGAGUCGGCGACAGCUCGUGUGUGCCACAAUCGGCCACCUCCUCCGAACUGACGUGCCUCCUGGGCCCCGGGGCCAUGGGGUCAUACUCCGUACAAGUCACCGUCUCCGGCAAGGGUAAGGCGACCGGCUCGAACUCGUUCAGCUAUACCGCAAGUGUGACCAGUGUGAGUCCAACAUCUGCUACCAAGGGCGGGGGCGCUAUCCUAACAAUCAUAGGAACUGGUCUGACUGCCGAUGAGACUGUUUUGAUUGACGGUAACGAAUGUACCAAGCUCUCGCUCAGCUUCACCCAGAUGGAGUGUGAGGUUCCUCAAGGGGCAUCUGCUGGCUCCGUUUCUUUCAGUGUGGAAAAUAAUGGAGUUAGUACAUACACGAGUACCUUCACAUACAACAGUCCAUCUGGUACAUUAACCGCCGUCAAUGUCACAUCAGCCAGUGUCGAUGGAUCGACGGUCAUCGAGAUCCAAGGCACUGGUUUCGGCAGCUAUGACUCAUCGGUGAGUCUCCUGACCGUAGGUGGCGUGCACGCAGAGAUUGUCUCCUGGACAAGCACCGCAAUUGUGGCCAUCCUCCCUUCAGUAGCCUCAGGUUCCUACCCACUCAGACUCCGAGUGGCAGCGAAUGACUAUGCAGACACAACCACUAACAGCAUCCCUGACAUCACCUACGACUUCGAGCUACACCAGGUCUCGCCGAAAGAAGGCUCCCUCUUCGGAGGAACCAUCUUGACCUUCACGGGUAGCGGCUUCCCCGAGGACAUUACCCUCUACAAUAUCGCAGUGGGUGAGGUCAGCUGCACCGUGCUCAAUGCUACCUCCACCACUGUCGUGGGACAGUUGGAAGAGUACUACCCUACACACAAUGUAGACAAUACAGGGACGCAUGCAACCUAUGGUGCCGGAUACAGCUGGAACCCUGUCUCCAUUGACAUCAAAGAAGGCGACAAGAUCCAAUGGAACUGGAGUCCACCACAAUACGUCUCAGGGAUGAACUACCGAGUCUGUCAGACAGCCAAUGCCUCGUCUCUAGCCUGCGAUCCUAGCGGGUUCAGUAGCGGCGCGAAGACCUCGAAUGGUGCCUUUGUGCAUCAGUUCCUGACGGCUGGCGAGUACUUCUACUGGAGCGACUAUGUCGAUGCUGGGAACACCAUCGCCUUCCGCGGCACUGUGAGAGUUGCCGAGAGACAGUCCCAGUCAUCAAGUGUGUCGAUGCAAGUCAAGGGUGUUGCGGCAAAGUUAGCACCUGUUUCAAAAAGGCAUACACGAGCCGUCAUAGAUAGCUGCAGUCCAGUGACCCUGCCCGCUGGCUGUGAGAACAAUGGAGGAAGUGUAACCUUCUUCUUCACCAGUUGCGCUACUCCCAACAUCACAGCCUUCACAGUGACCCAGAACAGCAAUGACUACACCAUUGAGAUGACUGGUGAAGGAUUCGGAACUGACCUCUGCCAGCACACUGCCUUUUUUAUGGACGAGCCACUGACCAUUACGAGCGCAAGUACAAACAGUGUGGUCGCUACCUUCACCCCACAUGCUGAGCUUGCAAUCGGGGUCUCCUACGACCUGAACUCCGCCAUCAGUCUCUUUGUUUACGGCGCAGGAUCUACCGCAGUCCAGAUCAGUAAUAGUACCAGCUACAUCUUCAAACCUGUCGUGUCUGCAGCUAGUCCGACUACCGGAUCAUGUGCUGGUGGAGCUAAGUUAGCGGUGACGGGAAUGCACUUAUCUGAUGGAGGCUCGUCUGUCAGCAUCAACUUCCCAGGAGUUGGCGCCUGUGAAAUAACCGAAGAGACACAUGACUCUCUGAUAUGCUACACACCUUCUCUCACUGAUGGUAUCGAGUACAUGGUGUCCAUCUCGGUGACAACUCCCUACGAGACACUUGAGGCUACUGGUGUCGAUGUGACAUUCACUUGUGGUUCAGCCGCUACUCCAGAUGUCACCGCUGUUGAUCCCACAUCAACUGAUGGCACGGACACACUCACCAUCUCCGGGUCAGGUUUCGGCGCCAGAACAGCAGAUGUAGUUGUGUACGUGGGUACAGUCCCUUGCACUGUGGCAACGUGUUCAAGCAGUAUCAUCACUUGUAAUCUCCCAUAUACCGUCCCAGGGACCCAGGACGUCGUAGUGGUGAGAAACCCAGAAGGCAACUCAACUGGCUCAGUGUCGAUCACGGUGAUCCCACUUCUCACUGGGCUCUCCUACUCCUCCGGUAGCACCAAUGGUGGUUUACUUCUCCGAGCAAGCGGCGCUGGGUUUGUUGAUGGCUCCACCACCAUAACAGUCGACGGUGCCUCUGUGACUCCAACCGACGUCUCGUCCACCUUCGUCGAGUUUGUGACCCCUGCCCAUUCUGCUGGCAGCGCGGACAUCAACAUCACUUCGAAUGGAGUAACAUAUCCUGCACAAAGUUUCAGCUAUUCCAGCGGGUCGACACCUAUCGUGAACAGCUUAUCCCCAAGCUCAGGCACGGGAGGUAGCUCUAUGACCAUCUCCGGGUCUAACUUCGAGGCAACUUGCAAUAUGAAUACCGUGAUUAUCUGCGGGCAGGAAAGUGAAGUCACCGCAUGCUCCUCGAGUAGCCUAACUGUCACUCUCCCGCCGUGUCCUGCUGGAGACUACACAGUCUACGUCCAUGUUGAGGGGAAAGGGGAUGCUACGUCUUCGUUCCAAUUCACCUUCCCAUUGACCGUCAGCUCCAUGUCGCCUGUUACAGGUAGUUUCGGUGGAGGCCAGAUUCUUUCAAUUGCUGGCCAAGGCUUCGACGGCAAUGAUACCUCCAUCACAAUCUGCGGGGAGCCGUGUCCCAUCGUCCUCACUGCACCUAACUCGCCAACGGCUGUCCAGUGCACCGUUCCUGCUGCGCUUGACACUGGCUCUGGGACCAAGCUGUGCGACAUGAUCGUCUCCUCUGGAGAAUCCACUCUAACUCACGGCACACAGUAUACCUACCAGGCCGCCCUGACACCUUCCAUCUCAUCUGUCUCGCCAGCAAGGGGCGGCACUGGCGGAGGAACCACUAUCACCAUCAAUGGAUCUGGAUUCGGUACCUCGAGCUCAGAUGUGACCGUCGACAUAGCUGGUUCCGACUGCGCCGUGCAGACUGUCAGUGACACCACAAUCACGUGCAUAACAUCGGCCCGGAGUCCCUCAGUCAUGGCCAAGGUGGCCGUUAGUGUAGGGACCAAUGGUCAAGCCCCCGAGGAUAAUGCUGAUUUCCAUUACAUUGAUGUGUGGUCGUCUCCAUAUACCUGGGGCACCAACCUAAGCCUUCCUGUCGAUGGAGACAUGAUUGUGGUGGGUCCUGGUCAGACACUCAUGGUGGACACUGACACUGCCAUCGUAAAGAUGCUCCUAGUCCAAGGCGGCACUGUCAUAUUUGACGAGAAGGAUGUCGAGCUGAACUGUGAGAACAUCCUCAUCACGGAUGGAGGCACCUUCCAGAUCGGUACAGAGGCCGAGCCCCACCUCAGUAAGGCGACCAUAACUAUGCACGGUAACCUAAGGGCCACUGAGCUUCCAAUCUAUGGAGCCAAAGCACUGGCCGUCAGGAAUGGGACUCUGGAUCUCCACGGCAAGCCAAUUGCAAACACAUGGACCAAGCUAACAGGCACAGCAGCGGCAGGCACGAACACCCUGACAGUCGGACACGACGUGACAGACUGGGAGGUCGGCUCAAAGCUCAUCCUAGCGUCCACAGGCCACAGACACAGCCAGCGCGAGAAUGAGGAGCUAACCAUAGCGGCCAUCUCGGGUGACGGAAAGACCAUCACUCUGGUGGAGAAUCUGCAGUAUGAGCAUCUAGGCGUUACCGUCACAGUCGGCGGGAUGCCUUUGGAGAUGCGGGCAGAGGUCGGCUUGCUCACUCACAACAUCUUGUUCCGGGGGUCGAAUGAUCCGCAGUGGAAUGUUGUUAUUGAAGCAUGUCCUGAUGGAUUUGAUACAGGUGAAUUCGCUACGCAGACUUGCUUUCAAGGUCGACAUGGAGAGGAGAUGGGCAGUGACCAGUUUGGCGGACACAUCAUCAUGCAUGGGCCGGAGCCAAACAAAGACUUGGUCGUCGGUCGGAUAGAGCACGUUGAGCUGAACUACGCGGGCCAGGCAUUCAGACUCGGGAGGUAUCCUAUUCAUUUCCAUUUGAACGGCGACAUGACCGGUUCCUACGUUAAGGGCUGCGGAAUCCACGAGACCUUCAACCGGGCAGUCAACAUCCACGGGACACACAAUGUUCUCGUCGAACACAAUGUCAUUUAUAAUAUCAUGGGUGGCGCCUUCUUCUUGGAAGAUGGUAUAGAGACUGGGAACAUCUUCCAGUACAAUCUUGCAGUAUUUGUCAAAUCGAGUACGAGUCUUCUUAACGAUGACAUCACACCUGCUGCGUUCUGGGUGACCAAUCCUAACAAUACAGUCAGACACAACGCCGCGGCCGGAGGCACUCACUUCGGGUUCUGGUAUAGGAUGCAUGAACACCCAGACGGGCCUUCUUAUGAUAGUAACAUCUGUCCCAAGAAGAUUCCACUCUUGGAGUUCAGGAACAACACUUGCCAUUCCCAAGGUUGGUUCGGAUUGUGGAUCUUCCAAGAGUACUUCCCAACUGUAACUGGUGCUUGUGACGACCCUGUCGCAAAACCUGCAGUCUAUGAGAGCCUAUAUGCUUGGAAUAAUGAGAAAGGAGCUGAGUGGGUAAACUGCGGGGCCAUGCAGUUCAAAGAUUUCGUGAUGUACAACAACGAAAAGGCUGGCAUCGAAAUGAAAAUGAUCAAGGGGUCAAAUACUCCGAGAUUUGACGAUGGUGGCGCUGUGAUUGAGGACGCCCAUAUUGUUGGCUACCUGACAGACACCGCGGACUGUUCCACAGCGGGUAUUGUUUUGCCAUUUGAUGAAGGUCUCCUCGUGAAGGGUACGAAGUUUUCAAACUUUGACCAAAGUACUUGUGCUGCAUUGGCUGUCACUCGAAUCGACGGGACAUCUGGACCAAGCAACGGUGGCUGGCAAUACGACUUCUAUAGCACAAGCUGGGUGAACUCUCCGAAUAAGUGCAGAUACGCCUGGGAACACGAAGGAAUUUUGAAAGACAUGGACGGCACUCUCACCGGUGUUGCUGGGCAGAGUGUUGUCCCGACCAGUGGUCUCCUUCCAACUGGGGACUGCACUGCUGCAUCGGACUUCAGUCAUGGUUUCGCUGCAAGCGUGUGUGCAGCGGGCGUGAAGUUCCACAGGUUUUCCUUCAACAAUCCGUCACCCGAAUCGUUAGCCGCCAAGGACUGUAUCUUCGAGAACCAGUACGGAUCCAGCAGUGUGCCUUUCGAGAAGAAACGACUGACCCACAAACUCGGCUGGAUGGUGGUCCUAGUCGGUGGCACCAACAACACAAUGCACUUCGAGAACGUUGACCAUAUUACCAACAUCUCUUACUCUGGUACAUUCUACACAUUGGAGGAGAAUGACUGCCUCAUCAUAAACCACAAUUUCACACAGAAACCAGACAGGUUUGCCAUCGUCCCCACUCAAAAUGCCAACAGCACUGACACCAUGGUCUCGUGUGGGAGCAACUAUAAUUAUGAUUACUACUUCGACAGGAACACCAAGGAUCUUUACUACAUAAUAAGUGGUAGCGAUAGGCCAGCAAACUCUACGAGAAAGAAGCGGGCAAUCGUCGGCCCAUCCACGACCACCAGGCAAGUGGACCUCCAGGUUUAUCGCUGCUGGUACAAGGACUGUAUCCCACCGCCAGACCCGAAUACCGUGCCCCCACCGGACACCAGGCCAGAUAACUUCACCAUGUGGACGGACCUGGCCACUUGGGAAGGCGCAGAGGAAGGUUAUGGUGGCAACUGUGCUAAUGUGACCUGUCUACCUCAAGAAGGGGAUAAUAUCAAGAUCCGUUUCGACCAAUGGGUUGUCAUCAACGAACCAUUGCCAAAAUUCACUAAAGUCUAUGUUUACGGAGUCAUCGAAUUCAAUCACACCAACCCGGACCUGAACGUGGUGUUCAGCGCCACCCAUAUCUUCGUGAGUGGAGGCAGGCUAAUUGCGGGGUACACUGCUUCAGGAGAGCAUAUGCAGGGACAGGUCACCAUCGAGCUUAGAGGAGAUCAUAAUACGCCUGACAUGCCAUUGCCUGGUGGACCUAACAUGGGCGCCAAAGCCCUUGGUAUUUUCGGUGGCCUUGACCUUCACGGCAAACCACGAAGUCUCACGUGGACGAAACUGGCGGUGACAGCCAAUCAGGGCGACAAUGAAAUCCAAAUAGCUGAUGCGCAUGACUGGCAGGUUGGAGAGGAUAUUGUAAUCGCGCCGACGGGAUUCGAGGCGAGUGAAUGCGAGACUGCGCGGAUCACUGGAGUGUCUGGCCAGACUAUCACUCUGAACAAGACUUUGACGCAUAAUCAUUUGGUCAAAGAAGUCACUUCCCCCGAGUUAGUGUCCAAGAACAAGACCUUCACAAUGGCCGCAGAGGUUGGCCUCCUGAGUAGAAACGUCAAGGUGGUUGGUGAAGACUACAACACCAUCAAACAAGAUGCCUUCGGAGCUAGAGUUAUCAUGGGGACCUACUCCAUGCUGGACCAGAUAUACAGAGGUUGGGCCCGAGUCAGCAAUGUUGAGUUCUACAGGGGCGGUCAACUUGGAUGGACAGACUCGUAUGAUCCACGCUAUGCCCUUGUUUGGGUCGAUACAGGAGACGUCAUCCCCGCACGGCCAUCUUUCGUCCGGGACUGCGCCUUCCAUAAUGGACUCGCGCCAGCUAUCGGCGUGUUCGGAUCCAAUAAAAUCCCGAUUGAAAAUAAUGUCAUUCAUCAUCCAGUAGGUUCAGGAAUCAUCGUGGAAGGCUCAGGCAACGAAAUCCGUAACAACCUCGUCACCAACGUGGUCUGGAACGGCCAUUACAAUAAUAGAGAUGAGCCUUGGAAUAUCAUGUAUGAUGCUGGGAUCCAGGUUAACAAUGUAGUUGAUGUCGUCAUGGAAGAUAACGUGGUGGCCGGAUCGGAAAGAGCUGGCUUUUCCAUCAAGGGAGAGAUAUGCGAUGAUACUGUUGGAUGGAAAAAUAAUGAGGCGCAUUCUGUCCACUUAGGAACCCUCCAAUUCCCUGGGGACGAGCAACCAGGUUGCUCCAAAAUAUCAGGAUUCAGAAUCUGGAGAGCUUUUGAUUUCGGCAUCUAUUCCCAAACUGCGAGCAGUAUGCUAAUCAAUGACGUCACGAUGUCCGACAAUGGCGUCGGUAUCUACAACUACGUCUACGGCCCUGCUUCCAAAAGCCAUAUCUGCGAAGAAAAGACUGUUACGGUGCAGAACUCGGCAAUUAUUGGGGACAGUGGAACUUUUAGUUGCAGCGAUGACCUUGAUAGGACGACAAAUAAUUUCAAGAACAGCGGUCGUGGACGGUCGUAUCGGAUAGACGGCGGCAUGACUGGAAUUGGUUGGUACGGGCGCGCAUCAGGCCCCAACACAGCCCCUUUGAAACCAUUCUUGAAGGAGAUGAAUUACCCGGGACUUUGUGGGAAAAUGACUGUCAGAGACACCCUCUUCUACGCGUUCAACGCAAACCGUUGCAGCCGCCGGAACUAUGUCAUUAGUACCACUCCAACAUUUGAAGAUAAUCUACACCCUGUCUAUUUUGAGAACGUACAAGUUGCCGAUGUUGACGAUGAUAGUAAGGCUUUCUUCCACCAUGCUUCCGUCAGUAAGGCAAACCCCGCCGAUUGCGUUGACAUGGUAUGCGAUGCCAAACAGAACUGCUUUAUCGCCGACACCGAUGGCUCCUUCCUGGGCGGUUCCCCCGGAACAAUCGUGGCCCAGGCUGAGUAUGAGUGGGACGGCGACGCCCGCAGGGGUGUGGGCGACUACAGGAUCCCUAAAGUGGCACUGACAGACCCCCAGGGCAAUAAACUUAAUGUGAACGACGUCUGCCCAAACAAAGGUAUUGUUGGCACCAAUGCGUGUACCUUCAUGUCCACAUGGCAAGCAUACAAGUGUCAGAACUCUCUGAAGUACGCCCAGCUCAUCAUUGAGAACAUGGACCAUGACACUGAAGAGAGGCGACUGUCUCCCGUGGCGUUGAUCAGCCCCAACGAGAAGUACGUGAACCUGCUGAACGGGCCACAAGACCAUGGAUGGUGCAAUGGUUAUACCUGCCAGAAGAGACUGUCGACAUUCUGGGCAAUGGUAGCACUCGAGAAGGAAUACCACAUCUACUUCACAAGCACCAGCCCCGAGCAUCUCCGGCUUCGUCUCCCCAAUGUCGACACCACCGACUCAAUCAAGCUGGCCGUCUAUUACCGACUCCCACAAAGAUUUGAUGUCUACUACGAAGACGUGAGAGUCCCACCUCUGAACGAAGGACCCAACUCGAAUGGCGACACUGUGCUCUUCCCGCCGACUGCCGGCGUGGAUCCCACACCCUCACUCAGCGAAGGCCCAGGAGCGAAUUACUUUGACCGAGAUUACGACUUGCUAUAUUUCAUCAUGAAGGGAACUACCCACCUUGACAUCAAGAUGUCUUCAGUUCUUGUCAUAUCUUUCAAUAUGCCAGCAAUGACAGUUGACGACUUUUUCGGAACGGAAAUCGUCAACAACCUUGCCAUAUUCCUCGGGGUGCCAAAGUCUAAGAUCAAAUUCGUCAGCGCGGUCAACGCGAAGACAGGCAGUCGGCGCCGCCGAGCGACUGAUGACGAUAUGACAGUGACAUUUGAGGUUGGAGACGGGCCGACAUCUGGUGUCAAUGAAACGGUGUCGAAUCCUACAACGAAGACAGAACUGGACGAAAUGGCGGAUAAAAUCACUGACGCUGCUCAGCAGGAAACCUUAGGAGAGUCGCUCGGGACCAACGUGUCCAACACGGCCGUUUCUAGAGCAGCCCCAUCCAGUGAUUCUAGCGAAUGGGGUGCUUUCGCCAACCAGACCUCUGAUGAUUCAAGUGGUACCACACUGAUUGAUGUUCCCUCGACCUUGGUUAUCAGUCAGGAUGUGGAGAUCACAUCUGAAGCCAUCGUGUUCAGGAGACAACCAUGGUUGCGGUUUAGAGAUUCAGAUGGCAAUCUGUUAACCACCGUAGGUACGGACAGCACUUCGUGGGUUGUCAGCGCAUCUAUCCGGAUGGGAACAGGUCAUGCCGACGCAGUACUGACGGGGACAACCACCGCCACCUUCGUAGAUGGCAUCGCCAAGUUCACCGACCUAGCCAUCACCCACCACGGCAAGGGAUACAUCCUUGACUUCAACCUGACAUCACCAAGCCUUGCGGUGUUGAAAGCGGUCGCAUCAAAUCCGAAGGCCGUCCCAAAACGUAGCUUGAAGCUGGCGCUUCACUUGCCGCCCACAGAUCUAAAGGAGGGCAAGACAUUCGGCUUGAAGGUCAAGAUUUCUGAUAAGAAAUCGCAAACACUUCCCGAUAUUACCUGGAGGGGACACAACUGGACGGCGACUGUCAGGCUACACACUCCUGGAAAAUACCAGGGCGAGUUGGUUGGCAACACGACGGGUUUUGUCGACGUGGCGAACAAUGAGAUCGACUUCUUUGAACUCUCCUUCACGAAGAUGAGCAAAUACAUCCUGGACGUGGUCAUGGAAUCCUCGCCUCCUGGUUACUCCUACAAGGUAGUCUCGAGCAAGAUCGACGUCAAGCCGCCAGGAUUCCAGACGCCGUCAAAGGAAUCGAAAAAAGGAUGCAGGAUGCGGUUUGCGGAAGACUACAGUGUAGUUAGUGGGAACGAAGCAGCUUUUGAGAUGACCAUGUACAACGAGUUGGCCACGAAAUACACCACUGUUAGCUUUGAUAGCUUCGCGUCUUCACAAGGUAGUGUCAUAGUGACGUUCAACGUGGAAGGAAGCUCGGCCGACACUGCUGACACCAUUGCUGCGAUCUAUGCCGCACUUGACGCCGGUUACACCGUGGUCUUCAACGGCUAUACCCUCAAUGCGGACGGGACACUAGAGAUUGACGGGGUGUCAUACGGGGUCACAACUGACACCAGCGGCGGCCUGUCCACCACGGAAAUCAUUAUCAUUGCGGUCGUCUGCUCCGUGGUCGUCCUCGCCAUUCUUACCACUGUCCUCGUCGUCUCCUACAUCAAGAACAAGAACAAGAAAAAGAAUGAUCUUGAGAGAAAGGCCAGUACGGCAACUCCAGUGCAGUUCUUGAAUGACAGAGUCUCCUCGGUCGAGAAGGAACAGAUCUACUUGCAAUGGCGCCUAAACUCUCCACCGGAAAAGCCCGCGGCGAGGAAAUCGGAGAAAUGGGAGAACACAAUCUUGGUGCAGGACGCCUACGGCAGAGGAGCAGCCAAGCAGGAACCCAUGAUCGCUCUGCCGACUGAAAAGAGGGCGACACCUGUGAAGUUCAUGACCAUGGCCUGGGACAAUCCUGCUAUGGAAUCGGAUGAUGAUUAUGACCGACCCAUGACCGGUACAAGGAGUCCGAGUCUCCGACCCGGAACCGCCAGCAGUCUGAGGCGCACUUUGAACGGCAUGAGCGCCAAGGUUCAGCCCAGCGAUGAUGACAGCUCUGAUCUGGGCAGUCGGCCAGGGAGCACUAGGACUCUGGUGACGCCUCAUAUGAGCGCCCGGGGAACCAGUAGGGUCAGUGCCAUCCAGCGGGACGGGGAGCUCCGGGCUUCCGGAAAUGUUCCAGCAGUCGAAUAGACUACAUGUUUAUAUAGUGACUAGCCGAAACAGGUUUUUCAAUCCUUUUGAAAGAUAAAAUAGGCCUACGAAUGUCUUUGGAGUCAGUAGGUAUUGUUCGACACUCGUUAAUCGGCUUAGAGUAUUUUAAUGUUUCCAGUAUAAUUUUUGUCUGUGAUAUAAGAAUUGGUAUUGUUCAUUAGAACUGCGCCUUGGGGGAUUGUAAACAUAUCUGUGACUAUGUUUUAAUUUGUAUUGAUGCUCAGACAGACUGUGAUAAAACAACACAUGUAUUUAGUGUAGUUUAGUAUAUUAAAACGGCAUUAAGAAGUAUAUUUCAGUAAAGUUGGCGAACACGCAAGUGCGUGUUGUUAUAUACAUGUACAUGUUUAAUAACCACAAAUUUUCA